UGGCUAAUGAAGGUGUCAAUCAUUAUGAAUGCCCAGCCUUAACGGUAGCAUGUUCACUCCUGCUGUAAACUCGGGAACUGCCUGAGAAUCUCUACAACCGGUUGCAGACUCCUUGACCCCCCCCCCCCCCAUCCUUGCUACUGAUCUCAGCACCACCAUCAUGUGUAACAAGACAUCAGUAGGAGAGAACCAACUACAGAGGAUUAUCAGAGAUCUACACGAAGCAGUGACUGAGCUGAGUAAGGAACACAGAGAGACGGGUGAACCAAUCACAGACGACAGCCCCAACCUGCAUAAACUGUCCUACAAACUAGAGUACCUGCUACAGUUUGACCAGAAGGAGAAGGCAGAUUUCCUAGGCAGCAGGAAGGAGUACUGGGAUUACUUCAGAGAGUGUCUUGCCAAGACCAGAGGAGUUAAUGACGGCCUGCGGUUUGUCAAGGCUAUACCAGAGUUAAAGACGUCCCUGGGUAAAGGUAGAGCGUUUCUCCGCUAUUCUCUGGUCCAUCAGCGUCUGGCUGAUACCCUACAACAGUGUCUACUCAACCACAAGGUUACCAGUGAGUGGUACUUUGCUCGCAGUCCCUUCCUGAAGUCUCACCUCAGCAGUGACAUCAUCAGUCACCUGUAUGUUCUCAACGAGGUCCAGUUUGACGUGGCAUCCAGAGGUCACGACCUCGAUGCUGAUUGGCCCACAUUUGCCAGGAGGACUCUGGGGUCUAACUCCACCCACCUCUGGAAACCUCCCAGUCGUUGUUCCAGUGUCAACAGCCUGGUCAGCUACUCAGGAUUGCAGGAGUUCAAAGCUCAAGAAUACGGUUCCAGUUUGCUGGCUGACCUGGGGGAGGAGUUAGGGGAGCUGGGGGAGGAGCUACAUGGAGUCUCCACACCCUGCACUGCCGCAGACGACCUACGCAUCCUGGUUGACCAUUCAGAGCUCAGACAGAAGGAGCUGCUGCACCAAUCAGAGGCGAGACAGGCGAAAUUGUUACAGCGAGUCAGAGAGCUAGACCAGGAGGCAGAGGGGCUGAGGAACGAGGUCAGAGAGCUGCAGGGGAAGCUAUUGGCUCACAACCGGGAAGCUGUGACAGCCAACCUCAACAACAUUGAUCUGUUGUCUAAACUAGACAGCCAGGAGAAGGAGAGGGACUCAACGCUACAACAGACCCAGGUUCUGCAGGAGGGAGAGGAGAGGGGCGCAGCGCUACAACAGACCCAGGUUAUGCAGGAGGGAGAGGAGAGGGGCGCAGCGCUACAACCGACCCAGGUUCUGCAGGAGGGAGAGGAGAGGGGCGCAGCACUACAACCGACCCAGGUUCUGCAGGAGGGAGAGGAGAGGGGCGCAGCGCUACAACAGACUCAGGUUUUGCAGGAGGAGGAGAGGAAGGUGCACCAGAAGAGGGAGAUGCAGGAGGAGAGGGAGGUGCAGGAGUGGAAGGCGAUGGAGAAGCAGCUUCAGGAGUUGAGGAAGGAGCUGAGGUCCAGGGACAGAGAACUGACGGAGAGUAGAGAAAAGAUCAGACAAUUGGAGGAGAAGAACACUGACAGACUGACUGGGGCGGGGCAGGAGAGAGAGAAGGGAGAGAUGGAUGGAGAGAAGCUAGGGACAGAGAAAGAGACUGCAGAGUGUUCUCAUAGUAAUCUACAUAAGGCUGGUUCUGCAGAGGGACUGUCUAUGGAGAAGAACCAGCAUCUUUCCUCUAAGUCUGAGCCCCAGACCCAGCAGCUCUCCCCCUGUCCCCAGACCCAGCAGCUCUCCCCCUGUCCCCAGACCCAGCAGCUCUCCCCCUGUCCCCAGACCCAGCAGCUCUCCCCCUGUCCCCAGACCCAGCAGCUCUCCCCCUGUCCCCAGACCCAGCAGCUCCUCCACCCGGCUGUGUUGGUGGCCCAGCUGCAGCGGAGCCAGGGGGAAGUGCUACGUCUGCCAACGGAGGUUGUGGAGCUGAGAGCCCGGCUGCAGCUGGGAGUAGAGUUGCAGAUAAGGAGUCAGGUGGAGGGGCUCAACAGACAGCAGGUAGAGGAGCUGCUGCUGUCCCAGGAGAGGGAGGAGGCUCUGGGGCUGGAGCAGCGCCGCAAGGCUCAGGCUUCACAAGGCCUAGUCCUGGAGCUGGUCUCCGCCAGGGAGGAACUCCACAGCCUGAAGACACGCUACGAGGGUCUGGCCCUGGAGCAUGGAGACAUCCGGGAGGCCCUGGACCACGCCAACAGAGAGACAGCAGAGCUCGGGGUCCUCAUCUGCAGGCUCACUGCCCAGAAUGAGGAAGCGCGAGAGCGAUGGGAGGCGCUGUCCAACAGGUUUCAGGAGGAGCUGAACACCAGCAUGACCUCCCUGCAGCAGGAAAACCUCGACCUGCAGGAGCAGCUGCUGAAGGAGCGGGAGGAGAAGGGGAGGCUGGGGAAAGAAGAGCAAGGAAAGGUCAGGGCUCAGAAGGAGGCACAGCAGGAGGAGAUCCAGGCACUCCGCUAUCAGCUCAGCAACCAGACCAUAAACCACCAGACACAGUUACAGGUUCUGUCUGAAGAGCUGAAGACUGUGAGGUCUGAAGUGGAGGUGGAACAGGAGAAUAAUUUAUACCUGAAGACCAAACUGGAGGAGAUGGAGAGUGACAAGCAGGACUAUCAUCAACCUCUAGAGGACAACAUCAGUUGGAUCGCCACAUCACAGAAGCUAAUACAACAGAGAGAGGAGGAGAUGCAACACAACCUCACCAGGAGUGAAGAGAGCCUGGUUGUGUCUCAGAGGUCCUGUGAGGAGCUGAGGGAGGGACUACGGAAAGCCUGUCAGGACAAACAGAGCUAUGAGCUCCGGACCUCAGCUGAACUGGACGACCUCUACCGCACCAAAAUCAAUCUGGAGGAAAGACUCAUAGAACUCAUCAGGGAGAAGGAUGCCUUGUGGCAGAGGUCUGAUGCUCUGGAGUUUGAGCAGAAGUUGAGAGCGGAAGAGCAGACAAAGAGAGAUACCUGUAGCAAUACCUCUCAUUGUCUCUCCUGCAGCAGUCCAUUCAGCUGGUGGCUUCACAGACACACCUGCAGACUGUGUGGCCAUGGGUUCUGCUACUACUGCUGCAGUAACACCGUCAGCCUGAUGGAGGGGGGCGCCAGAGAGCGCUGCUGCUCAGUCUGCUACAGCCAGCACAGUGCUGUGGUAGAGCGCCAUCCUCAGGAAGACACCUGUACUGCACCACACACACCCUUCAACCCUCUGCCCCAACCUGACCUGGCAGUGCCAAGGGCAGAUGAUGGUGCAUAUGGCAUCAUAACAGAAGAGGAAGUUAAUUAUGAUUCCAACAGUGACUCUCUCUCCUUCACUGCCUGCUCUCCUCACACCAACCCCCAGGGGGCAGCAGAGCUCAACGGUGGUGCCAGUACAGCAGAAACCACAUCAGAGGACCUACCUAACCAGACUGGAGCUGUUCAGGAUGCAGAGAUCUGUCUGCUGAGGAGUGGAGAACUCACGUUGCAAGUUCCGUUCAGUGUGGAGGAGAUCAGUGUAUUUGGUGACGGUCUGAGGGAGCUGUUCAUCAGGUCUGGUUGUUACAGCUCCAUCCCCAUUACUGGGUCUACCCUUGGUGCUACCAUACACUGGCUGUUCACCUCACAACCCAAGAGCAUCUCAUUUAGUGUGCUGUACAGAGAGGACACACACACACCUCUGGAGGAGGCUAAGGUACUGAUCCCUCUGACUCGUUGUCAAUCCCACAAAGAGACCAUGACAGGAGAGCUGAUAGUCAGGAACACUGGAGAAUACACACUCAUCUUUGACAACUCCUUCUCCAGGUUCAUCUCUAAGAAGGUGUUGUAUCGUCUGAGUGUUGAGCACCCAGUGGUCUACGAUGGAACUCAUUGACAGUCUGGAGAGGAGAAGACUGUUCUGGUCCUUUAUCCGCAGUCUCUCUGUUCUCUUUCGAUGAGAGGGUGUUUGAAACAAAGGGACUGACUAAGAUGAGAAAAACUCUGUUCUCUUUUCGGCAUCUGGCUGUUGUUAUUAUAUAAGAGGGAGGUUUGGUUGUGUUGUUAAAGUAGAGUUGAAUGGACCCGGACAGACUGGAGAGUUGAAUGGACCCGGACAGACUGGAGAGUUGAAUGGACCCGGACAGACUGGAGAGUUGAAUGGACCCGGACAGACUGGAGAGUUGAAUGGACCCGGACAGAAUGGGGAGUUGAAUGGACCCGGACAGACUGAAGAGUUGAAUGGACCCGGACAGACUGGAGAGUUGUGACGUCAUGUAAAACAAGGAGUUGGAAUGUUCCUGCUGCUGUAUCAGGAGGUCUGGUCUGGUUUAGAAAAUGGUAGGCAGAGAAAGGUCAUAUGAAAACACUUGUAUGUUAUUGAUCAAAUUAAAGCAUGUUAAAUGUUUAAA
This is a messenger RNA of Oncorhynchus masou masou (cherry salmon), 4364 nucleotides long. RefSeq names its product FYVE and coiled-coil domain-containing protein 1-like. The record is from RefSeq and is a predicted model, not a curated record. Gene Ontology annotation, biological process: positive regulation of autophagosome maturation; plus-end-directed vesicle transport along microtubule. The transcript has 19 exons. NCBI's taxonomy places the organism in Eukaryota, Metazoa, Chordata, Actinopteri, Salmoniformes, Salmonidae. Bases 161 to 3850 code for a protein of 1229 amino acids. Gene Ontology annotation, cellular component: autophagosome; late endosome; lysosome. Gene Ontology annotation, molecular function: metal ion binding.